UGUGUUUACUGUGUCUCAACCGAGUGUGAACGCAUCAUGAGAGCACGUCCAAGGACCUAGCUUGCAACGAGAGAGCAGCUCGCCAGGACCGGAGGAUCUUUGCAUACGUUACACCUGAGUCCGCCAGUCCUGUUGAUAGAACUUGCGGCCAGGACUCCACCGCCCCCGCUGCCGGACGUACGAACGUUUCGUGGUGUGGAUAGUGUCGUACAACCUCUUAUCAGUAAAGGAGCUACAUUGCCUGGUGGUCUCCCAGGCCAAGAGCAGAUAAUAGUCGACCUAAGGACUCUUAUCAGAGAACCGCCAAGAUGCCCGUCGACCUCCGCGCUAUCUUCGGCAACGUCUUGCACCUUUUCAAGAGUCGCGCCAACCAGAUCUGCGCGGCGUCCUGCGAUGGGCUCGUCCUAAGAAUGCACUACAGGUGGACCUUCUGCUUGCUCAUGGGGAUGUUCCUGACCGUGUGGUACUCGUGGUAUUAUCGUGACGUCAUCAGCUGCGUCUCGCACUUCAACGCCGAAACGCAAGUCCGACUCGACUACAUCAACAUCUGCCUCUCGUACCCCUACGUGGAGGACAGCGGCUCGAGGCGCUACCUGCUCUUCUACCGGUGGAUCUCGUGGUCGCUGCUGGUGCUCGCCGGCGUCUACUACAUCCCGCGCAAGAUGUCCAAGAACCUGGACAACUCCAAGUGCAAGAAGCUCCUGGAGGACCUGGCGGCCAACUCGAGCCGCUACGACCAGGCGGAGCGCGAGCUGGUCGACCGCGCCUCGGGCUACAUCCUGUUCAACCUCAAGACGCACAACGGCCUCUACUGGAAGUUCCUCUCCGUCAACAUCGUGGCGCUCGUGGUCGACGUGUUCGCCAUGCAGUACCUGGACUUCAUCCUGCAGGGCCGCUUCAUCCAGUACGGCUUCAACUCGUACCCGUUCAACCGGGACCCGCGCAAUUUCACCGACUACAUGUCCCAGACGUUCCCGCCGUUCGCGUCGUGCGAGCUCUCCAUCGAGAACCAGCUGACCAACCGGCGCACGGAGAAGCUCGGUUGCCACCUCACCAUCAUGGAGCUCUACGAGAAGGUGUUCCUCGGCCUGUGGCUCUGGCUCAUCCUGCUCACCCUCACCACCUGCUGCUACCUGAUAUUCCUCGGUCUCAUGUGGCUGCCGAGGAUGCAGCAGUACCUCCUGCGCACGGCCAAGCCGGGCCACACCAACAGCAAGAUGGGUAGCGUCAUCGAGGACGCGAUCAAGAACUGCAAGAUCGGCGACGUGUACCUGCUGUACCGCGUGAAGCAGCACCUGAGCCACGCGCGUUUCUACGAGCUCUUGGCGCGCGUGUCGAGUCCCAACCCGUACGCCAAGCCCGUGCCCGGCGCCCCCGAGCUCGAGAAGGGCAAGGGCGGCCCGCAGGACAUGGGCAAGCAGCAGCCCAUGCCCGACACCCUCCGCAACCGCGCGCCCGCCAUGCCCCAGGCGCCGCCCAUGAACCAGAACUUCUACCACCAGCUGCUGGCCAACCCCAUGAUGGCCCGGCCGCCGCACCCGCAGGCCAUGCCGCCCGGCCAGCAGGCCCUGCCUCCACAGCCGCAGCCCAACAACAAGGACGCGACCAAAAUCUUAGUCGACUAGUCACCGCGCAGGUCUUGCUAGCCCGUGGGUUGUGCCAUACCUUAGACAGAAAC
Molecule: messenger RNA, 1678 nt
Organism: Penaeus monodon (black tiger shrimp)
Lineage: Eukaryota; Metazoa; Arthropoda; Malacostraca; Decapoda; Penaeidae
Product: innexin inx2-like
Cellular component (GO): gap junction; plasma membrane
Molecular function (GO): gap junction channel activity
Source: RefSeq, a predicted model, not a curated record